AUGAUCAGUAUUAUUGACAAGCAGUAUGCAAAUGACUUGGCUGCAGGAAAUAUUGACAUGAAAAAUGGAAACAAACAAAACAGUUUUCCAUGUUUGCAGAUGGUGAGUUGCACUUAUAAAUGUGAAUCAUGGGGGAAGGGGUACAAGCAAAGAUUUCAUGGAUGAUGUGAACUACUCUUGUCAAAUUUUUGUUUGCCUUUAGAUAAAUGUACCUGUAACCAAAGAUAAAUGUACCUCUGAUGCCCUAAACACAGGUAAAUAGAGCUUAAAAUAGUAUGAAAUUUUUCAGUCCGGUUUCCCAGGAUGAAACAAUUACAUGGAAAUUUUAUCCUGGGAAACCGGGCUAGCCCUGUUGCAACAAAUGAGACAUCAGCAAAGUAAGCUGGUAUGUAAUUGAAACAUUAUAUGAUUAUUAUAGUAAGCGGGCUAAACUGGUCCUUAUAAUAGUUCCCUUAAAAAAAUAUGUUUCUACAUGAAGGCAACAGUUAAUAUUUUCUAAUUAUACGACUGGUGUUCUCUGAUAUUUAUAUACAGUAGAACCCCCGCUAACUCGAAUUAACCAGACUUGGUGUCAUAUUUCGUUUAUUAUGUUAAUAAUUAAGGUAUAAAAGUUUUAUUAUAUUGUUCAUCAAAAAUACAAAAGGUUUAAUUGUGCAUUCCUAUAACUAAAGUUCUUUUACAGUCAGUAUCUUUUUAACUUGGGUGAUGGAGGAGGCAUGCAAUUUCCAUGCAAACUAAAGUUCUUUGGACAUGAAAAAUAUGUAGAAAUUUACAAAAGGAACUAAAAAAAUUAGAUCAAUAACAAUCGUCGCAACUAUGUGUACAAUCUCUUAAAAUUUAUGAUCAUUUAUACACCAAUUUAAAUUGUUGUUAUUUGAAUAAAAAUCCAAGUUACCGGUUGUCAAAAUGCUAUGUUCUGACAUUUUAAGGUUUGCCGGUCCACAACUCGAAAACAAAGUUCGAGUUAACAGGAUAAAUUUGACCAAGGGAAAACAAAAUUUGUUCGAAUUAGCGAGGAGUUUGAGUUAAGCGAGUUCGAUUUAAGCGGAGUAAAUUACUAUAAAAAACAGUGUCAGAUCCAAGGGGAAUUGGAUUUAGUUCGAGUUAGUGAGGACUUCGAGUUAGCAGGGGACUACUGUAUUUAUAAUUUUGAUUUAUAGAUGAAGAGACAGAGUUGGAUGUCACAGUGACCAGUAUUGACAACUCUUGGUUUUCGUGGAGGAUGCCUUGUUUUCCAGUAAUGUACAUAGAGUUUACCAAGGCUAAAAUUAAAAUAAAUGGAAAGAAUUUUAAUGGCUUGGUAAAAAGAGGGUUAGACAUUUCUCCUGGAAAAGUUAAAUGUGCUUCGUACUGCCAAGUGAAGAUCGAUGAAGUGGACUAUACAGUUCUCUGGAAAUUUUCAAACUGCCAGGUUGAACUAUGUGAGGCAACAGCACAGGCAGCAGCAGAACCUAUGCCAGCCCCUAAAGAAAGCUAUGAGAGUGACACAGACACUCAGCACACUUUACCAUUCAAAGUGCUUGGUACAUGCCACUCGACAUGUAGACAAGAUGCCCUUGAGGAAGCGUAUUCCUACCUAAACGAAUACAAUAGGCCAGUUUUUGUCAUACUGGAACAUGAAGUAGACAAUGCAUAUGACAGUAAUGCAAUAGCAGUUUUUGUUCAAACCGAUUAUGAGUAUAAAAAGGUGGGUUAUAUUGCAAGCGAAUUUACUAAGUAUGUUCACUAGCACUUGCAUGAUCCCGAUUUCACUGUUUCAGUGAGACACAUUUGGUUUUGUCGGCUCUUAGUCAGAUAAAUCCCUCGGGUCCCUCGGGUUUGUAUCUGACUAAGAGCCUCCAUUUUCGGUAUCUAACUCUUACUUAGGUGUUGGUUACCACAGCAUUAUAAAACAAGGUGGGAAGAGUGGUGACAUGUAUGAUGAUGUUAUAGCGAAAUAAUUUGUGUGCAUGAAAUUUAACCCCAUAGAUAUGAUGUAGUAAAUGACUGAGCUAAUAUACAAACCAGAUUGUCAUCACUGAUUCAUAAUAAUGUUAGCAGACAAUGCCAAGCAAAGUUCAAAUUGUGCCUUCUUGACAAUCGUGUGUAUGGAUUCAGGAUGAGAUCAAGAUCAAACAAACUGGCAAUAUUUUGAUGGCUGGUUAUUAAAGAAUAUUAAUGAGAAGUAUUUUCAAUCAGUCCGGUUAGGUAAUAGUCAAAAAGCUAUAGCUAUAUUGUACCAUGCAAUCGGUUAUUAUUUAUUUAGUAUACAGUAUGCUAGAUAUGUGAAUAUCAAGUUAAUUAUUGAGAAUCAACACAAUAUACCGGGUGUCCCAAAAAAAAGUACUCUGGUUUGAUUCGUAAUAACUUCGAAACAAGUAAAGCUUUUAAAGAGAAAUAACUUGCAUCAAAUAGAGGAAGCCCUAACUUAGAUGUUGAUAUAUUGCACUUGUAUUUCACUUAAAAAUUCGCGGAGAUAUUAAUGUUUAAAAUCGGGAGCAUAUUUCUGGAUGUGUCUGAAAUAUGCAAAAAACGGGGUAUCAAAUAUUAAUCAAGAUUUGCCCGACUGAAACAUGCACCAUUACCAGUAAAUAAAUGACACUUGACAAAUUGUUUAUUAUGAAACAAAGUAUUGUUAUCUACAAAAUACAAGGAAGAUUUAUUCGUCCAAAAUCCGCGUGUGUUCCUAUAGCACGAGUACGUUUCCUUAUUUCAUAAGACCACUAUAGCUGACUGCAUCGCGAAGGAUCAUCAAUCGUUCGUGUUCUGAAUUAGGGGAUGCUGUCACAAUGGAAUUGUGAAGCUCUUCUAACUUUGCAACGUUCUGAAAUCUUGUUAAGAACACUCGAUCUUUUUUCCUUUUUCUUAAUCUUAACAAGUUCAGAAUAAACUAAGAAUGAAACACAAUCAAACCAUACAACUCCAUAAGACAUAACAAGCCACUCCCUAGAGACAUCCAACAUUUUUGGAACAAAACGUAACAAAAUAGUAUAGCGUUGAUACUGUGAUGUGUAUUUGCAAAAUGCAGUAUUAUUUCCUUCAUUAAAAAAUAAUAUUCAUCCUGCUCUAAUCGAGAAAUAUUCAACUCUGUUUUCAACCCAUGAAAAGCAUAAAAAAUAUAGGCUAUUUAAGAAAAAUUUAAGCGCCUGCCUUGAAUGGUCUUUCAUGUACCUUUAAGUUUGUAUUAAAGACCUAUUAAAUACUUGACGUUUAUAUUUCGUAAUAUAAUACGAACGUGUAUAUUUCAGGAAACAAUGAGCUUAGAUGUAAGAUGUCCAAAUCUACGCCAUAUCCUUAUACAAUCCCUGACGACAAUUCGCUGAAAUACAAGUUAGCCUGAUAUGUCAUUAAACAAACAAACGCUGGAGUUAAUACUUGAUAUGCCGAUUUUCGCUAAUUUUAGACACAUCCCAAAAAUAUGCUCCCGAUUUUGAACAUUAAUAUCUCCGUGAAUUUUUAAGUAAAAUACAACUGUAAUAUAUCAAAAUCUAAGUUAGUCCUUCCUCUAUUUAAUGCAAGUUAUUUUUGUUUGAUAGCUUUACUUGUUUAGAAGUUAUUAUAAAUCAAACAGGAGUACUUUUUUUUGGGACACCCGGUAUAAACUGAUGUUAUGCAUUACAGGCAUUCAAUCAAGUACCAAUAUUUAAAGUCGUCAAGGCAUGCCAUGGCAUGGGAAGAAAUAUGAAACAUGGGAAGAAAUAUGAAGAGUAAAUUGGCACGCACCCUGGAGCACUGAAGCGCUCAAGUCUGUGAUGCUCAGUCAAAAAUGUAGUAUUGUCUUUAAGGGAACUUUCGCCCUCGAUCGGUUGGGUGAAUCAACUGAAGUUAAAGAUACAGUCAAUUAUAUGGCAGCAAAAUUUCUUCAAGCUACAGACGAAGCUAUCCAUGAGGCAAAAAGGAGAUUACAUCUAGCGGAUGAGAUCAUCCAUGCAGCAGGCUGUAAAACUACUACAUCAUCAGUAGAAACAGCAAUUAGAAGCAGUUCGCAUUCCCCUCUGAAAUCCGAACGCAGGAAAGCCCUUGCCGAUGCAGCGGCUGCUAAAGAACAGGCUGAGUAUGAGAUGAUAAUCGCACAUAAGAUCAACGAAAGGAAACAAUUGGAAGCAAAAGAAGAACACCGUAGAUUAACAGAGAAGGCUCAAUAUGAACAUGAUGUGGCAAUUCUAGAGGCGAAGAAAACAGAAGCCAUUGCAAAAGCCAAGCUGGACGCAAUAGAACAAUCUAUUACUGAUGAUGAAAUAAAGUCGCACAGAGAUAGGUCACACAGACCGACAUAA
Messenger RNA from Paramuricea clavata, 4256 nucleotides. NCBI's taxonomy places the organism in Eukaryota, Metazoa, Cnidaria, Anthozoa, Malacalcyonacea, Plexauridae. The record is from the annotation of a GenBank genome assembly.